Molecule: messenger RNA, 897 nt
Organism: Prunus armeniaca (apricot)
Lineage: Eukaryota; Viridiplantae; Streptophyta; Magnoliopsida; Rosales; Rosaceae
Source: the annotation of a GenBank genome assembly
AUGCUGCUUUGUUUGGUGUGGGUGCCCACUCUUCUUCUGGGGGACCUUGAGCUUGCCAUUUCUCCAGUUCUUCCGGCAACUCUCCGGAGCAACACCUUUACCUUUCACGGGACACUACCCAUUCCAUCUUACAUUCAACCGCUUCUCCGGGCGCCAGAGCCCAGGCCCCUAGCACUCCUUCCAGCGUCCUCAUUUGGUAACAUAAGCGCUGCUGAGAAUUCCCAGGCUAUCAUUGUUGCUGGGAAUACUACUGUAGAACACCUAUCUGACACAUCUUGGUUGGAGUGGGAGGAAUCCUUUGCUGCAUUUAUGGCCUUCUUUGAUAGUGGUGUUCAGGUCCUUCGAUCCACAGAUGAACUCUUGCCACUUUGUCACCGGUUCAACGGUUACGCAACAUUCCGAGGAGCCCUUGUUUAUCACAAGACAGUUGCAGCCCUGGAGAAAUUUCUGGACAAGUAUGGAGAUUUAACGAACAUGACUAGCAUCACUUCUUCCUUUUCAGGGUGCAUUGCUUUCCGGACUCUUGGCUUGGUGCUCCAUGGAAUGGAUACUACGCAGUUGCUGGACAUCACAGACCAUCGACUCCUUUGCUGGCGGGACACGAUCUGUGAAGCCAUGACUUUAGGUUUCCGGGUAGAGUUUCUCUUGAACUUGGUGAAUGACCUAGCACGUGCUGUAUUCGGGGAACGGGCUAUUCAUAGCAUGGAGUCAUUUUCUGGUUCUGACAACAUAAGAGCAGCGUCAAAGGCCUUGAAUCUCAAGCAGCGCGAGUUAGAAAAUCAGCAUGGGGAAUUGCGUGCCCUUCUUCUGGCCCAAGGUAUUUCUCCUGAUAGUGCAGGCUGCGUGAUGGAAGCAGUGACAAGGUCUUCUCAUAAGGCUUCUUUCGUUCUUUUCUAG